Molecule: messenger RNA, 4537 nt
Organism: Stegastes partitus (bicolor damselfish)
Lineage: Eukaryota; Metazoa; Chordata; Actinopteri; Pomacentridae
Gene: nt5dc1
Product: 5'-nucleotidase domain containing 1
Exons: 12
Coding region: 308-1687 (459 amino acids)
Molecular function (GO): 5'-nucleotidase activity
Source: RefSeq, a predicted model, not a curated record
UGUCGCCUCUCUGCCGCCUUCUUCUGGCACACGGGAAUUUAACUUUGCGUCCAUAUGGGCAACUUAUUGACGCUAACCGUGAAGUGAACGACCAUUCGCGUUCGCGGGAGAGAGCGGAGCCGGUGUGAAUCCGGUAGAGGAGGCGCACGGAGCGGCCACAGAGCGCAGUGACAUUGACUCAUUAGGAGUGUUGUUGCUGCCGCCGCGCACAAGUUGGGAGCGCUUUCCUCCCCCCUCUUCUCUCUCUCUCUCUCUCUCCCUCUCUCUCUCUGUCGCUCUUUUCUCCCCCCUCUCAGCUUCAGCUACAAUGAGCGAAUACUUCAGCCUGUCGGACUGCGAUGUGAUCGGCUUCGACCUGGACCACACGCUGUGCCGCUACCAUCUGAAGGAGACCUCCAGGCUCAUCUAUGAGAGCUUUGCCAGGUACCUGGUGGAGCAUAAAGGAUAUGACAAGGACCUGCUGAAUCUAACUCCCGCUACCUGGGAUUUCUGUUUUAAAGGGCUAGUGGUGGAUCUGGAGGAAGGAAACCUUGUGAAGCUAGCUGAAGAUGGAACUGUCUUGCGAGCGACGCAUGGAACCAAUGACCUCAGCACAGAAGAAAUCAUCAAACAUUACGGCCCAAAAAGGGAGUGGAAGCACUUCAACAGCCUCAAUACCUCGUUCACAAGAUCUGCAAAAUACUAUUUCUAUGACAACUACUUUGAUCUGCCUGGGGCUUUCCUCUGUGGAAGAGUCGUGGACAUGUUGCACAAGCGAGGAAAUGAGGUGAAUUCUGACUUUUGGAAAGACAUGAUGGCUGCCAUCGACCAUAAUUACAACACAUCUGCAUUCAAAGAUGACACUGGGACGUACUUCCCCAGCGUGAAGCGGGAUCCGGGCCGCUACCUGCAGCCUUGCUCCGAGUCCGUCAAGACCUGGCUGCGCAGCAUGAAGAACGCUGGGAAGGUCCUCCUCCUCAUCACCAGCUCCCACAGCGACUACUGCAGGCUCAUCUGCGAACACAUCCUGGGGAAGGAUUUCGAGGAGCUUUUUGAUGUAAUCAUCACGAACGCCCUGAAGCCCGGAUUCUUCUCUUUGGUGCCCCAGCAGAGGCCCUUUAGGACCCUUGUCAACGACAUGGAGGAGAGUGAAGGACUGCCGUCGCUGGACAAACCCGGCUGGUACUCGCAGGGCAACUGGCCGCACCUCCACGAGCUGCUCAAGACCAUGACGGGGAAACCGGAGCCCAAGGUAGUGUAUUUUGGCGACAGCAUGAGGUCAGACAUGUUUCCCGCCAGCAGCUUUGGAAAGUGGGAGACGGUGAUGAUAGUGGAGGAAAUGGAGGGGGAGGGCGUCCCGAAGAGCGAUGCGGCGAUGUCCAACGAGGCCCAAGUGGAGCCGCUGGAGAAAAGGGGAAAGUUUGAGGAGCAGGGCAUGAAGUCGCCCUCCUCGGCGUCCAACCAGUGGGGCUCCUACUUCGUCGACCUACAUAAAAGCGGAGGAGGGGACGAGGAGAGCCAGAAACUGACCUGGUGCUGCCACUGCAUUCAUAAGUACAGCACCAUGGCUAUCCCUAGUGUCGAGCACAUAGCAGAUCUCCCCCUGGAUUACAAGUUCCCCAGGUUUUCCCCUGACAAGCCCUGCACCACCGGCUACUACCCCAGGCCCCCGGAUUCUUUGCUGAAGAGGUGCGAGAGUCUGUCGUAAAAAAAUACAAGAAAAAAAAGAAAGGAGAAAAAAAAAAGAGGAAAAAAAAAGGAAAAGAAAAAAGUUCUCCCUUACCCCUCUGCCUCAGGAGAGGAAUGUGCCUCCAUUUUUGCCUGUAGUUUCCCACCUGACCCCGCCACCACCAUCUGUGGAGCACAGGAAGCAUACACUCCUCACCCGUUCAGAGAAACUAUGUGAAUGUAAGCCACAGUAUCUCUCUGUAAUAACGCCUACAUUUGAACGUUGUUUCGUGGUUUAGUGUACCGUACACGUGGAAAUACGACAAAAUAAGUGUGCGUGUGUGUCUGCAUACAGUAAUAAUAGGAGAUGUAAUGUUCUUAUUGUUUCAUGUGUGUGAGGCCCCCUAUUAUUUUCCAUAAUAGAUUGUUUGAAUUUUUCAAAGUGAACAUUUUACUGUCUCUUUUUCCCCCUGAAGUGAUUACCUCAAGAACGUGAUCUACUGUAAGCAAAACAGGAGUACGUGUCCCUUAAGAUCCUUUGAAAUCCUUGUGUCGGUAUUUCUGUACAACACUGUUAUUGUGAAGUCCUCCUUUUUUAAAAAAAAAACUAUGGUUUAAUUGUAUGCAUUUUAGGAACCUUAACACGAGGUUUAAGGUCUAUUGUUUCCCCUGUGUCAGUUUCGUGGAAGGUGUUAAUCUUCAGGUCAUUGUUGCUAUAAAAAACUAGCACAAUAUUGUCCUUUGUGUUGGCUGUUUCAAAAAACACUACUUUGGGAAACUCUUAAUAAUAAUAAUACUAAUAAUAAGAAAUAAUGGAUGAUGAAGACUAUGCUAGAUGUUCUCUGUAUUACUUUUGGUGCAACGGUGAAUCUUUUGAGUGAUUGUGCAACAAUGUGGACUACUCGUGCUUCAUUCAUAUGCAGAUUCAGAUAUGCUUUAACCGACUUCUGAAUGGUUAUUUUGUCAGUGUGCAUAGACAAGUCGUGCCAUCAUACUUAAGGAACACUCAGUUUGGGUAAAGUCAGUGGACGUUUGCUUGUUGCUGCCAUAGACGAUUGGCGCCUGCGUUAUCGUUGUGCAUUUGGGUUGUAUUUAGCAUAGCUUAGCACGAAGACCGAACUGCAGGAAAUUGUGUUUGCAUCAGUCCAAAACAUAGACUGUAUAUAAAAGAUGGACGUUGACGAUCCAGUUUGGUUUUUUUUGCAACCAGUGGAGUCGCCCCCCUGCUGCUGGUUAGAAAGUAAGCAAGUUGGAGGCACCUCAACGCUUCACUUUUCACGUCCGUCCAUCAUUUGUAUAGAUUGUUGUUCGAAGUGGAAAAAUACAACUUGUAACAACUCCACGAAAGCUCAUCACUAACACAACCAUCACUUUCCAGAAUUGUUUGGUUUAAGACUGGUGGAAACUAAAGGUCUCCAUUGGUACACUUGGUUUAUAGCAACUGAAACUCAAGAAUCAAGUUGUGAGACGUUCUAACAGCUAUUCGGUCUUGGACAACAUGAUAUCAGAAUUAAAACAGCCGAACCUGAAAGAUGUAGGGCGUUGGGUUCACAGUUAAUCAUUUUAACCCAUGUUGUAUCACAUUGGCUUCUUCCAGUUUUGAAUGCCUCACGGAAUCCCAACAAACCUGCUGGCCUUUCUUUUUACCUUCUUUUCUGUCAUGUGACAGCUUCCCAACAUCUUUGAUCAAUAGGAGCUCAUACCUACAACCGACUCCGUUUUUAUGAGCACAAAAUAGAGCACAAUUAAAUAGAGAAACUCAGCAAAGUGACAUAGAAAACCACCUCUAACUAGUGUUUUGGAGGUGUAACUGCAGAGCGAUGCGCUCAUGUAAAUGCUCACAAUGACAUAGGCUAGGUCGUAGGCUCAGCAUAGAUUCAACACAGGAGUAUAAACCAAGCUUGCAUCAACUUCGGUUGAUCUCUAAGUCUGUUCAGGUCGGCCUCUAUGUUUUAAAUUGGCUUUCCUGGGUUCUGAGAUUGGGGGCACAAGUUUCUGUCAAGAUUCUGGCAUGCAAAGAGCAGGAGAAGGACAUUUGAGAUGCUACACAGUUGAACUAAGAAGUAAUUGCUUUGAACUAUUUGUACAAAGUUAGCACAGAACUUUACCUUUACUCAAAAGGUCUGUAACUUGUUCACUAGCUUUGGUUCGCUAGUUUACUCUAUUUGUCUUCAUGAGGGGCACAAUAGGGGAGCAGCCGGUAGAAUUAAGUGAGGAGGGAUUUUGCCAGGUCGGACUACUUUUUAAUUACAGUUUCAAAUUAAAAGAUUCGGCCUUAACAUGCAUGAUCACUGCACCAAGCUUUUGCAACUCAUAAAUUAGCUAAUUUUGAACUCAUAAAACACUAAUGGCAUUUUUUUCAACACCAUUUGCAUCAACAACAUGCAACAUGUUAAUAAAGCUGCUUUGGAGAUGUUUUUGGGUUUGUUCUAAGUACUACUUUCCUCCAGUCUUUGUGCUAAGCUGUGCUAAACACCCUGGACUUGUCUCUAUGGUAACCACACAGAGAUGAUACUGGUUUAAAUCUUCUCAUUUGUUUCCGAUUAAGUCAUUAAAGAAGAUUUCCCAAAUGUCAAAGUGUUCCUGUAAGAUGACCAUCAUCUCAUAAGUGAGGACAGAAUAUUUUGACAUGAAGCAGCCGCAGGCAUGUACAUGAGAUUGGUCAUCCAAAGUGAAUUAUUACUUGUGCUGUGUGUGCAAGUGUUUUAUGCAUACAGCUGUAGUGAUUGUACUCUUCUUUUCUCAUCUGACCUGGAAAAUUUGACAUGCACAUUUGCCUUAUGUUGGAUUCAUUUGUGGUCUUACGUUCUUGAAAACACAGGGAAAGUUCAAUUCUGUGUUCAAGUGUUGAAGUACUGUCAAUGAAAUAAAAUGUUCUACGAUUUUCUUA